Aspergillus mulundensis is the source of this 1704-nucleotide messenger RNA. RefSeq lists its product as uncharacterized. The record is from RefSeq and is a predicted model, not a curated record. The coding region runs from base 1 to 1704 and encodes 567 amino acids. NCBI's taxonomy places the organism in Eukaryota, Fungi, Ascomycota, Eurotiomycetes, Eurotiales, Aspergillaceae. The transcript has 16 exons. Gene Ontology annotation, molecular function: amino acid transmembrane transporter activity. Gene Ontology annotation, biological process: amino acid transmembrane transport. Gene Ontology annotation, cellular component: membrane.
AUGGAGAACUCCGCAACUUCCAGCAGUGACUCUCAAAUGCCGUCGAAGAAAGUGAAUUCAAUGUCGAGGGUAGAUUCGGUGGAUAUUGGGGAGGUAGCUUCGAGCCCCGGGACCGCUGAACAUCCUUCCAAGUCGGACGAGACGGAGCUGAGCGCGGCUAUACAGCAAGCCGUGAAUCAUCGCCGAUUGAACCCGAGACAGAUACAACUUACGGCCAUAGCUGGGUCGAUUGGAGCUGCUCUAUUCGUUGGAAUCGGGUCCGGUGUCAUGUCGGGGCCGUUGUGCCUAUUCCUCGCAUUCAUCUUCUGGGCUUCUGUUGUCUUCUCCGUUGCCCAAUGCCAGACUGAGAUUGUCACUCUACUUCCCCUUGACGGGGCCUUUAUUCGUUUAGCAGGGCGAAUGGUUGAUCCUGCGCUAGGCGUUGCAGUUGGUUGGAAUCAUUUCUUCGCACAAACGUCCUAUGUCAUUUUCGAAGCGACGGUCAUCAAUACACUCGUCGAGUACUGGGGCUAUAACCAGUCGCCUGCCAUUUUGAUAUCGAUCUCACUGGUUCUCUACCUGGCGAUCAAUGUAUACCGAGCUGAUCUCUUUGGUGAAGCGGAGUUCUGGCUCGCGUUGGGCAAGAUACUGCUUGCUGCAGGUCUGAUCAUCUACACGAUCGUUGUUAUGCUUGGUGGAAACCCUAUGAACGAUCGCUUUGGCUUCCGGUACUGGAAAGAACCCGGAGUAUGGGCUGGCGCCGACCCAUCGAACCGCCUAAUGUCGUUUGUGAAUGCUGUCAAUGUCGCUGCCUUCUGUAUGGGAGGGCCGGAGUAUAUUUCCAUGAUUGCCGGAGAGUCAAGAGACCCUCGUCGGACGGUGCCUCGGGCGUUCAGCACUAUUAUGACUCGUCUGAUAGUUUUCUUCAUUGGGGGCUGUCUGUGCGUCGGGAUUCUAGUCCCGUCUGACGAUCAAACUCUGACCAACGGUUCUGAUACCUACGCAGGUGGAUCUCCAUAUGUGAUCUCGAUGCAACGCUUGAAAAUCCCAGUCCUGCCGUCCAUUGUAAAUGCUGCCUUGAUCACCUGCAUCGUCUCCGCCGGCAAUGCGUAUACUUUCAAUGCGUCGCGAAGUCUCCAUGCCCUUGCCCUAGACGGGCGAGCCCCGAAGUUCCUCCGGCGACUGAACAAGAGGGGCGUGCCCUACAUGGCGGUUAUCGUGGUGAUGCUUCUCUCUUGUCUGGCUUAUCUCGCACUCGGCUCUAGCAGUGCUAAAGUCUUGAAUUGGAUUCUCAAUUUUUGCACAGCUGCCACCAUGUUCAAUUGGACCGUCAUGUCCUUCACCUGGAUCCGCUUCAACGCAGCCCUAAAAGCCCAAGCCAUCGACAAGAAGAAUUUCCUCCCCAGCGUUUCCAGAUUCCAGCCCUAUGCCGGCUACUGGGCGUUUUUCUGGGCAUUUUUAUUCCUCUGGAUCCAAGGCUACGCUGUCUUUGUGAAAGGCAAUUGGGAAGUCUCAACCUUUAUCUUCAACUAUGGGAUUAUCGCUCUCGCCAGCAUCAUAGGCAUUGGAUGGAAGAUUUUCAAGAGAACGCCAUUUCACAAGAGCAUAGAUGUCGAUCUCGCUUCCGGGCUGGAGUUUUUCGAUGCGUUGACGGAGCAUUAUCGCCACGAGCGCGAGACCGCGCCGGUAACGGUGAAGGACAAGAUUAUGGCGAAGAUUUUCUAA